GCUGCCCACAUGCAGGCCCGGACACGGCCCCUCGCCCAGGCGCCACCUUUCUCCCUCCCAGGGGCCCCGCCAGACGCUGGGCGCCGGGUGCCAGUUGUGCACACGGGCACCAGGGGGGAGGGCCUGCAGCGCACCCUGAGGGCGGUGGCCUACGUCCUCCUGUGCUGCUGGUGCGUCAAGCAGCUGCUGGAUUAAUGGCAGCGGGAAACGCCUCGUUCAGCUUUCCGUUCUCUUUAGUGCCAAGCUCAACCCCCAUCGAGACUCCCAGGGCCAGCUGCUUUUGACCGAGGAUGGGCCACCCACAGGGAGUGAAGUGUGGAUCCAGCUCUGGGUCAAUGCCAUCUGUGUCAGACCUGCCUCGUCGCCGGGCCUCCGUUUCCUGCCCCCACCCCCGGUGGGCCCCUGGUGCGAGGGGCCUUGGCCUGCUGGCUAAUAAGACUGCAGCAGGACCUGGCACUUCUCCAAGCCUGGCACAGGGAGCCCACCAGCCCAGAUGGUUGAUCUUACCAUAUCCUCUUAGCGCCAGGAAUGGGCUGCCCCCUAAUAUCUCGGUUUGGGAACCACUGCGCUGUACGUAUAAUAAAUAGGCCUUGGGCCUAAAGGUU
This is a messenger RNA of Pipistrellus kuhlii (Kuhl's pipistrelle), 605 nucleotides long. RefSeq names its product lens epithelial protein (gene LENEP). The record is from RefSeq and is a predicted model, not a curated record. Bases 10 to 195 code for a protein of 61 amino acids. The transcript is spliced from 2 exons. Gene Ontology annotation, biological process: multicellular organism development. Lineage: Eukaryota; Metazoa; Chordata; Mammalia; Chiroptera; Vespertilionidae.